Messenger RNA from Lutzomyia longipalpis, 1547 nucleotides. RefSeq names its product something about silencing protein 10 (gene Sas10). Gene Ontology annotation, cellular component: nucleolus; small-subunit processome. The transcript has a single exon. Bases 171 to 1463 code for a protein of 430 amino acids. The record is from RefSeq and is a predicted model, not a curated record. Lineage: Eukaryota; Metazoa; Arthropoda; Insecta; Diptera; Psychodidae. Gene Ontology annotation, biological process: maturation of SSU-rRNA from tricistronic rRNA transcript (SSU-rRNA, 5.8S rRNA, LSU-rRNA).
ACAAUGUGAUUUGCAAAUCUUUUAAGGUUAUGUUGUCAUUAAUUUUGAGGUUAUGUUGACAAAUUUUAAGAGGUUAUGUUUUUGUAAAUAAACACAGAGUGGACGCACGUGGAUUUAUUUUUAUUUAUGCAAAAAUUUCAUUAAUUUUGUGCUAAAGUCAAAAUAAAACAAUGGCUGAUAAAAUCUACAUAGAUCGCCGAGGAGGCGAUGACCAGGACAUGUCAGAAUCGGAUGAGGAGUACAGUGCCAGGGAGAAACAGCUGCUGAAAAAGUAUCGGGAUGCAAAAGCAUCGGCAUCAGAGAGUGAACAAGAGGAAGUGUUUGGAUUACCGCAGGAUGAUGACUCGGAUUUCGAGGAUGAGACUGCAAAGGAGAAAUUCGAAGCUGACAGUGAUGUUGUCUCUGAGGAAGAUGAUGACAUUCCCGAUGAUAGAGCAUGGGGGCGCAAGAAGAGUGUCUUCUACAACACUGACUUUGUUGAUCAGGACUAUGACACUUACACAGCACGUGAAGAAGAACUAGCACAGCUGGAGGAACAGGAAACACGUAAACUUCAGGAACGUCUCUCCAAGCAACUCAAUGAUGCUCAAUUCUCCCUGGACGUGUUCACAAGUGGCGGAGAAGCUCCAAAGGCCAGAGAGAAAGAUUCCUCAGAAUCUGUGAGUGUUUCCAAGCAGCAGGAACUUCAGCAAUUCAAGAAAGACUCACCGGAAUUUGAUGCACUUGUGGAUGAACUUCUUGGAAAGAUGGAUGAAAGUGCCAACAUCAUGCAACCCUUCCUGGAUGAAUUGCAACGUCACAAACUCACAAAUUUGCCAAUCUUUGAGUUUAUCGACAUGAGGAAUAAGCUCUCCAUGCACUAUGCUACAAAUCUCACAUUUUACCUCAUGCUGAAGCAUAAAAAAGCUUUCGUGAAGAACCAUCCGGUUAUGAGAAGAAUUGCCCAAUUCCGGGAACUUCUGCAGCAGCUCGAAGAGAAAUAUCAGAAUGAAGCACAGAAUGAGAUGGAGAAAACAAUACUGGAUAUCCAAUCAGGGAAACUUCAAGCUCCCCCAGAAGAUGAGCCAGAAAAGAAGAAACCAAGAAAAAUGUUGAGUAUCCUGAAGAAGACAGUGCCUGAGAAAUCCCAAGAAGUCCCGCAGAAAACAAAGGAGGCCUUCCUGGAAGAUGAUGAGAAAGAUUACGAAGGGUCUGAAGGAGAAGAAGAAAUGGAGGAAUAUGCAUCUGAUGAGGAUGGUACGGAUAAGAGAGCCAUCACGUAUCAAAUGGCCAAGAAUAAAGGCUUGAUGCCGCACCGGAAGAAGGAAUUGAGGAAUCCACGAGUCAAGCAUCGCCUCAAGUACAAGAAAGCCCUCGUGAGGCGCAAGGGUGCUGUCAGAACUGUCCGCCGGGAGGAUAAACGCUACACCGGUGAGCACUCUGGCAUCAAAGCAACUGUCCGGAAGUCCAUUAAACUCCAUUAAUUUGAGAAUGAAAAUUUGUAAAUUAAUUUCAUUAUUUUCAAGAUAUUAGAACAGGUUCUAAAAUUGAAUAAAAAUUCAAAAGGA